AUGCAGGAGUGGGAGCUUCUGUCUGAGGUGCCGCUGCUGCAGCAGCCCGCAGCAGCUGCAGCACAGGCUGGCGCCGGCAGCGGCGGCGUGCACGGCAGCGGCGACCUGCAGCAGGCGCUGCUGGCGCCUGGCAGCGUCGGCGUGACGUGGCGCGGGGACGGCCGCUACUUUGCCACCGCCAGCCUUGACACGCCAGGUGCCGCCGCCGCCACGCUGCGGGUGUGGGACCGAGAGACGGCAGAGCUUCAUGCUGAGGGCGAGGCAGCUGCGGGGCUGCUUCCGGCGGUCGCGUGGCAGCCCAACGGCCGCCACCUGUAUGCCGCAGUCUGCAAGCCGGCGGCCGGGCUGCCGGGAGCUGAGCAGCCUCCCUCCCAGCAGGAGGGGCAGCAGGGGCACCAGCGACCCGAUGAGAGCGAGCAGGCGCUGCAGGCGGCGGCGGAGGGCAUCCAACACGUGGGCGCCUGGAAGCGCGAGCUGCGCCGCCGCCAACAGCAGCGCGAGGCCGCCGCCGCGCCGGGGGGCGCCGACUCUGCCGCCGCUGCCAGCUGUGUGCUGCUGUUUGAACGCAAUGGGCUGCAGCACGGCGGGUUUGACGUGCCGCCGGCGGCGGCGGGCGGGGCCAGCGCCAUCGAGCAGCUGGCCUGGAGCCCAGACUCUGAGUUCCUGGCCGUGGUGCUGGCAGAGGAUGACGAGGACGGCCUGCCGCAGCAGGUGCUGCAGCUGUGGCACCGCUCCAACUGGCGGUGGUACCUCAAGUCCGAGCGCCGCAGCCGCUGCUGCUCUGCGCUGCACUGCUGGUGGGAUGCCGCCGCGCCGCUGCUGCUGCACACUGUCUCUGCAGAAGGAACCUACCAGCAGCUCCAGUUCUCGCGCCAGGCGACGGUCAGCGGCCGAGGCACGGCCGCCGUGGUGGACGGCAGCGCGCUGCUGCUGACGCCGCUGCGCCACUCAGGCAAGCGCUUGGCGAUGGCGGCAGAUGCGGGCGUGCUGGUACCGCCGCCCAUGUGCGGCGUCACCGCCGCCAUGCCCGCCCCCGUCAGCUGCCUGGCGUUUUGCGACCAUGGGGAGCGGGAGGCACUCGCCGCCGUGCUGUCAGAUGGGAGCCUGGCGCUGCUCACCGCGGUGGAGGACGACUUGUGGGAGGAGACGCUUGAGGAGCAGCUGGAGCAGCAGCCCUGGGACAGGCCCGGGACGCCCAUGCUGCUGCCGCAGCUGCUGUCUCUCGACUCGCCGGCCCUGGGGGCUGCUGCCGCCACGGGCAGCGGCACUGUACAGAUGGCGGCCUGGGUGGAUGCUGAGCGGCUGCUGCUGGUGGUCUGCAUCGGCAGCAGCAGCAGUGCCCUGUUGGUGGAGCUGGCAGUGGAUGGCGGCGCAGGCGCGGCGCGGGAGAUGGCUGCGGUCAGCAGCGGCGUGCCGCGGCUGCUGGCCUGCUGCUCGCGGCCGCCGCCCGGCAGCGGCGUGCUGCUGCAGCAGCACGGCGGCACCCUGCUGGCGUAUUCUGCGGGUGGCCUGCUGCAGCCGCUGCCCGCAGCCGCCAGCUUCCCUUGCGGCUGCUCCCAGAUGGUCGCAGUGCCGGCGGAGGCGGCGGCUCCAGCCGACGGCGCCCCGGCAGCAAAGAGCGCAGCGGCCGCGUUUGGGCUCAGCAGCCGCGGCCAGCUGUACUUGGGUGCUCGUCAGCUGGCGACAGGCGUCACCAGCUUUGCGCUGCGCAACAGCGGCCCCGGAGGCGCGUACCUGCUGUACACCACCCGGCAGCACACGCUGCACACGCAGCCCGUGGACAGCUGCCUGGCAGCAGGCGGCGGCCCGCCAGGCUCCCAGCAGACGAUGGCGGCGGCAGGCCCGGAGCAGUGGCAGCAGCCGGCAGCCCAGGCAGCCCAGCAGGCGCAGGCGCAGGCGCAGCAGAAGCAGCAGCAGCAGCAGCAGGGUUUCAUGGCAUCGAUGAGAGCCGCCAUGCGGCCCACAGGGCCGGCAAACGGGGCGGCGGCGGCGGGGGUGAUGGUGCGCAGCGUGGAGCAGAAUGCGCUGCUGGUGGCGGUGCCUCCUGGCGACGUCCAGGCGGUACUGCAGAUGCCCCGCGGGAACCUGGAGGCGGUACGACCCCGUGCGCUGGUGCUGCCGGCCGUCGCCGCCGCGCUGGACGGCGGCGACUUUGCGGGCGCCUGGCAGCUGGCCGCCACCAACCGGCUGGACCUGAAUGUUCUGGUGGACUACCGCUGGCCUCGCUUCCUGGGGCAGGCGGACGCGUUUGUGGAGCAGGUGUCUGAUGACCAAGAGCUGGCAGACCUGCUGUCGGCCCUAGCUGAGGCCUCCACAGCUGCGCCCGGAGGGCUGUACGCCGCAGCGCUGCCGCUGGCACCUCCCAGCACGCUGCCAGCCGGUGUGGAGGUGCCAGAGGCGGCGCAGGGGCAGCAGGGCGAGCAGGAGGCAGACGCAGGGGCCGCGGCAGGGGGCAAGGUCGCCCUGGUGUGCGCCGCGGUGCGGGAUGCGCUCGAGCGGCGCGACAAGGCUCGCUACCUGCGCGCCAUCCUGACCAGCCACGCCCAGUGCGGGCAGCUGGGGGCGGCGCUGGCGCUGGUGAAGCGGGCCAAGGAGGAGGAGCUUCAGGGCCAGAGGCAGGAGGGCGGCGCGCCCACGGCGGAGGACGGGCUGCGCCACCUGCUGCUGUUCAUCACGGACGACACGCUCUACCAGGCGGCCCUGGGCAUGUAUGAGCUGGAGCUGGCGUACAUGGUGAAGGAUCCGGGCGAGUAUCUGCUGGAGCUGCAGGCCUUUGCCGCGGUGCAGGACCCGCGCCUGCGUCGCCACAAGAUAGACAUGCACCUGCGGCGGUGGGACCGUGCGCUGUGCCACCUGGCGGCGGCUGGCGAGGAGCACUUUGCCGCCGCCCUGGAGCUGGCCCGCGACAAGGGCCUCAUGCGCCUGCUGCUGCAGCUGCAAGAAGGCGAGCUGCCGUUUCUGCUGGUCUUGGUCUGCCUCGGCGGCCGCUGCAACGAGGAGCGGCGGCGCCAGGUGCAUGCCGCCUAUGGCGAGGUGCUCGAGGGCAGAAACCUGCAGGAGGAUGCAGGCCUGGCGUAUGUUGCGGCGGGGCAGCUGGACGACGCAAUCCGAGCCUACCACGCCGCCGGGCAGUGGCGCAUGUGCUUUGCGCUGGCGUCCAAGGCGGGGUGGGGCGCCGAGGCGCGGCGCCGGCUGGCGGCGGAGCUGGCGGAUGAGCUGGCGGCAGCUGGCAGGGCGGCGGAUGCCGCGCAGCUCACGCUGGAGUACCUGCACAACGUGGAUACCGCAGUGCUGCUGCUGGCGCACGGCGGCGAGUGGCGGGAGGCGCUGCGGGUGGCGCAAGACCUAGUGGACACUGUGGUGGCUCCCAGGGCCGCCCAGGCGGCGGCGGCAGCGCUCGAGGAGAUCGGGGAGAAUAUCGAGCGGGUGGGCAAGUACUGGGCCCGCCUGCGCCAGCUGCGCCAGCGCCGAGACGACAUGGAGGCGGCGCUGGCGGCGGCAGAGGCCGAGUCGGGCCUGCCCAGCAGGCAGCAGCAGCUGGAUGUGUUUGAUGACACAGCCUCCGUGGUGGACAGCCUGGUGAGCGGGCUGAGCGUGUACACCGAGCACACGCACACGGGGGCCACCAGCGUGGCAGGCAGCAGCAGCACCCCGGCCUCCACGGUCGGCGGCAAGCGCAAGCCGCGCAAGACAAGGAACAAGAGCCAGGGCAGCCGCAUCCGGCAGGGCGGCCCCAAAGAGGAGGAGCAGCUGGCGCAGCACCUGCUGGGCCUGGCGCCGUCGGCGGACACGUGUGGGGAGGUGGGGCAGCUGGCGGAGCUGCUGUUGCUGCUGGGGCAUGCCCCCGAUGCGACGCUGCUGCAGCAGCGCCUGGCAGCGCUGGUGCAGCAGCAGGCGAGCGCCGCGGCCGACAUCCUGGCCCACCCUCCGCCGGCGCUGGCGCUGGCGCUGACGCGGCAGCAGGCGGCGGCGGUGGCGGCGGCGGCGGGGCCCGCGGCGGCGGCCGCCGUGGCCGCCAGCCUGGCCGCGCUGCCGGGCGCGGCGCUGCAGCAGCGGGUGGCGGCGGCGGAGGCGGCGGUACGGGAGGCGCACUGGAAGUGGGACAUUCUGAGGGAGGCGCCUGCAGCACCUCCCACAGCGCAAGAGGACGGCGGCGCCGCCGCACCUUAG
This is a messenger RNA of Chlorella variabilis, 4170 nucleotides long. RefSeq lists its product as hypothetical. The record is from RefSeq and is a predicted model, not a curated record. Gene Ontology annotation, molecular function: tRNA binding; protein binding. The transcript is spliced from 25 exons. Lineage: Eukaryota; Viridiplantae; Chlorophyta; Trebouxiophyceae; Chlorellales; Chlorellaceae. The coding region runs from base 1 to 4170 and encodes 1389 amino acids. Gene Ontology annotation, biological process: tRNA wobble base 5-methoxycarbonylmethyl-2-thiouridinylation. Gene Ontology annotation, cellular component: elongator holoenzyme complex; cytosol.